AUGAUUUUCAAGGUAUUGUUACCAGCAGCAAACAUCUUACAGUUAGAUUUUGUUAGUGCUGCAUGUUCUGAGUUUUUACAAAAACAACUGAAUGCAUCGAACUGUCUUGGCAUCAGAGCGUUUGCUGACUUACAUAACUGCACAGAAUUGUUAUCAAGUUCUGAAGCAUUAAUAAAAAAACAGUUUCUGGAAGUGGUUAAAAAUGAUGAGUUCCUAUCAUUAUCUUCUGAUGAUGUGGUUAAGAUAAUCUCUUGUAAUGAUCUUGCUGUUCCAUAUGAAGAAAAAGUAUUUGAAAGUGUUAUUAAAUGGGUAAAACAGGAUUUGGAUCAGAGAAAAGAUGUUUUCUCAGAAUUGAUGGAACAUGUACGUUUGCCAAUAAUAGCAUCUAGGCCUGAUAUAUUAUUAAAUAUAGUAAACGAACCUCUUCUAAAGGAUAAUCUUAAAUGUAACGGAUAUGUAAGUGAAGCAUUCCAUUUUAAUCUACGAAAAUCAUUUCAGUAUUUCACCAUUCCACAAACAAUCCGUUGUAAACCCAGGCAGUUUGGUGAUUCACAAAAAGUUAUUCUAAUGUUUAAUUUGUAUGGUACAUCGCCAAAGUGUUAUACAGAAUGGUAUGACCCAGUAACCAAACUACGUAAGAAAGCCCCAGGAAUAAAUGAUUGUCGUAAGUUUGCUGGUCUUUGUGUUUUAAGAGAUCAAUUUGUGUUUGCUGUGGGAGGUGUGAAUGGCUUAUGUUCACAAUCUGUUAGUAUGCUUGAUGUAUCUUCACAAUCGCCCUCUUGGGUUCCAAUGGCCAACAUGGUAGUUAAACGACUACAAUUAGGAGUUGGUGUAUUGGAUGAUUGUAUAUAUGCAGUUGGUGGAGGUGUACUGCACAAUGAAUUAAGCAGUGUAGAGGUGUUUGAUGUCAGUAUUCAAAAAUGGAGAUUGGUAGCUAGUAUGUCUAUUAAAAGAUGUAAUGUGGGUAUUGGUGUACUCAAUAAUUUAUUAUACGCGGUAACUUAUAACAUUAUUUAUUUAUUUUAAAUUUGUAAUACAUUUAAUAAAUUUUAAUUAAAUUGUGUAGGUUGGGGGUUGUGGUAA
Molecule: messenger RNA, 1083 nt
Organism: Acyrthosiphon pisum (pea aphid)
Lineage: Eukaryota; Metazoa; Arthropoda; Insecta; Hemiptera; Aphididae
Product: ring canal kelch homolog
Exons: 6
Coding region: 1-1026 (341 amino acids)
Molecular function (GO): protein binding
Source: RefSeq, a predicted model, not a curated record